Dioszegia hungarica is the source of this 1074-nucleotide messenger RNA. RefSeq lists its product as uncharacterized. The transcript has 5 exons. The record is from RefSeq and is a predicted model, not a curated record. NCBI's taxonomy places the organism in Eukaryota, Fungi, Basidiomycota, Tremellomycetes, Tremellales, Bulleribasidiaceae. Gene Ontology annotation, molecular function: D-amino-acid oxidase activity; FAD binding. The coding region runs from base 1 to 1074 and encodes 357 amino acids.
AUGGGCCAGCAGAAGUACGACGCGGCCAUACUCGGAGCGGGCGUGAUCGGCCUCUCUAUCGCACUCAAUCUACAUCAACGCGGUCUCCGGGUCGCGAUCGUAGCUCGGGACCUCCCUGAAGAUAUAGCCAGCACGGCAUUCGCCAGUCCUUGGGCUGGCUGCAACUGGUAUCCCUUUGACAAUACCGGAGACACCCCAUCCUCCGCACGCGAGACAAUCACAUUCCCAUAUCUCGACAAGCUCUCCACGGCGCAUCCGGAGCUGUGCGAGCGGAUACCGUUUUACUCGGUCUGGGACCAUGCCAAGCCACCAGGGGAGGACGAGGUCUGGUUCAGGGAUAUCGUUGGCAGUUACGAGCGCGUCACGACCAAUAUCCCCGGAAACAAGGCGCACGGCCGGCGUUGGACAUCCUUCAUCCUGCAUGCGCCUCGAUAUAUCGCCCAUCUCGCCUCGGAACUUCGACAAGCAGGCGUACCUAUCAUCCGACAUUCACUUUCGAGUCUUGACGAGGCAUACACGUACUCCGACCUGGUCAUCAAUGCUCUGGGACUAGGGGCAAAGUGGCUCCCUGGCGUACAGGACGAUAAGGUCUACGCAGCAAGGGGCCAGACUAUACUCGUGAAGGCGGAGAAGUGGAAAAAGGUGUGCGUCAUGCAUGUGGAAGGUUUCAAUCCUGCUCCUGGACAGAAACUGCCUGAUCCAGCAUACAUCAUCCCACGUCCCGGACCAGACCACCACUUCAUCCUCGGCGGGACAUACCUCUCCGGCAAUCACGAUAUCUCUCCCGACCCAGCCACAGCAGAGCGGAUCCUUAGGGAAUGUAAGGCGUUGAUGGGUGAUACGGAUGGGAGCGGGCAGGGUGUGGAGAUUGUGAGCCAUAAUGUCGGUUUGAGGCCUGCUAGGGAGGGCGGCGCCCGGAUAGAGCUUGAACGGAAGGUAGUCAAGGGCAUCAAAGUGGGAGUUGUGCAUGCUUAUGGGUUUGGGUCGGCGGGGUAUCAGCAGAGCUGGGGUACGGCGGAGGAGGUGGCGGGGUUGGUAGAUCGGUAUCUGGGCAAGGAGCGGGCUGCGCUCUGA